Messenger RNA from Somion occarium, 1549 nucleotides. The record is from the annotation of a GenBank genome assembly. NCBI's taxonomy places the organism in Eukaryota, Fungi, Basidiomycota, Agaricomycetes, Polyporales, Cerrenaceae.
UGGAGAUCUGUGAAUCUGGUUCCGGCACUUUCAAUCCGGGUCUCCAUCAUACGCUAUAACCGCAAGCCUCUCAUUGCGCUUUACUCUCUGCCUUCAUCUCCUACCCCGCAUUCCCCUCAUAUCCCCCUAUUCAUCGUGCUCAACGUCCCCCAGCUAUGUCUGUCAUUUCCACCGCUAUUACAGAUCUUUUCAAGAUCAAACAUCCAGUUCUUUUGGCUGGUAUGAAUGUUGCGGCCGGUCCUGAGCUCGCUGCUGCUGUCACCAAUGCAGGCGGUCUUGGCGUCAUCGGCGGCGUGGGUUACACUCCCAAGGUCCUUCGGUCGCAGAUUCAUGAGAUCAAGAAGGACCUUGUUGACAAGAAUGCACCCUUCGGUGUUGAUCUCCUGCUUCCUCAAGUUGGUGGGAAUGCGCGCAAAACCAACUAUGACUACACUAAGGGCCAACUCCCGGAGCUCAUCGACGUUAUCAUUGAGGAAAAGGCCUCAUUGUUCGUUUGUGCUAUCGGUGUUCCGCCCAACUGGGUCGUCGAGAAGCUUCACAAUGCCGGUAUUCCCAUUAUGAACAUGGUCGGUCAUCCCAAGCACGUUGCCAAAGCCCUCGACGCCGGCGUAGACCUUAUUUGUGCCCAAGCAGGCGAAGGUGGAGGACACACCGGUGACACCCCUGCCUCCAUUCUCAUUCCCGCCUGCGUCGAUGCUGUAAAGGGUCGCAAAUCAUCACUUAACGGUCAACCCAUCUACGUCAUUGGUGCCGGUGCCGUUUACGACGGAAGGGGCCUGGCAGCUAACCUUGCUUGGGGUGCACAGGGUGUAUGGGUCGGUACUCGGUUUGUUGCGAGUACAGAGGCGAGCGCACCGAAGGCACAUAAGGAUGCACUGCUGAGUGCGAGCUAUGAGGAUGCAGUUACGACUUUGAUCUAUACUGGCCGACCAUUGCGUGUGAGGAGGACGCCUUACGUCGACGACUGGAACAACAACAGACAAGCGGAGAUUAAAGAACUCACUUCCAAGGGAAUAAUCCCCAAUGAAGAAGAGCUCAAGAAACAUCCCGAGAAGUCUCUCCAAGCCCGUACUUUCCUCAUCGGCCGCGUCGCAGCUCUCAUUCACGACGUCAUUCCCGCCAAGGAUAUUGUAGAGGGCAUGGUCAAUGAAGCUGCUGAGAUCAUUCAGAACAAUGCAAGCAGGGUGAAGGUCAAUGUUCCGGCUAAGCUCUAGGAUGUAAUGGCGUAAUGGAGGGUAGUGUAUGAAUGUUGUACAGUCAAUCUAAUGGGAUACCUUGUAUACAUAUCUACUUAUUGCCCUGCUUUCUUCCAUCGUCAGUGUCUCUGGAUGAUGGUAUAAUGAAUGGUAUACAGAACAGUGAACACUGAGGCUCAAAAAAAAUAACCGAGGCUAUGGGUAUCAUUUGAAUGCACUCUUUCGUCUAUCUCCUAAUGCUAUGGCUCCUGCGAUAACUUUCCCUGUCCGAUCCAGCCCAAGCGUCUCAUUGAAGUUUGUCUUCACAGGGUCUUCUCGACCUCCAUUAUCACUAACCGCCCGCUUUCGUUUCG